AUGUACGUCUCUAUUCUGUACUGCCUGAUAGCAGCUUUUGGAGCUGUUUCAGGUAAACUUCAACCCAUUUGCCAGCCUUCAAAUAGCAGCCAUGGAGCAAGCCCUAAGCUUCCAACGCUGCCCACAGCUUUUUCAACACUUGUGGAAGUGAACAUUGUUAACGAGAACUACUCAGCACUUUUCAAGGAGUACUAUGAUCAGGAAGCUGACAAGGGCAGGAUUGAACAAACAAAAGAUGGACAAACGUACAUGGAUAUCUACGACUACGCAUUGGACGAGGUACUUCACGUAAAUUUGAGCUCCAAAACCUGUACAGUUACCCCUGCUUCUCACCCUGAAAAGGGCCAUUUUCACUUCAGCUUUUUUGACUUUGGCUUUGGCGCGCAUAUCGAAAGCGUGUCUCAGUUGUUCAAGUUUGGAAGUCAGUAUAACGAAACUUACUUGGGUGUUUCCUCUGUGCGUGGAAUAAGGUGAGCUUAAACCUUUUUUGGCUGUCAGAGGGGCAAAUCAUCUUUGACAAGCUUAAUGCACACGUAAGUGAUGGUGACACAUCCAAAUAUCAAAAAUGUGCCAUUACAUAAUACGCUUACACUUGUAUCGUUUGCUCACGCUGAAAUGCACGCGAAUGGUUAGUGUAAACUUUAAAGAUAACAGAGAGAACUUCAAUUUAAUUUAUAAUUUACAAUCAGUAUUUGUUCCUACCGAAAUUAUGUGUGCAGAUUACUGAUGUCUGACAAAUAAUUAAACAAGAUAAGGAAAUAGCUUUGCCCCAAAGACCCAAAUAGUGAGCUCCAAGGAUAUCUGAAGAGUGGGUCAUGAUCUGUUACUGAUAAACAAAUAAUAUUAUCAACUUCCUACAUUCAAGGCCCUUGAUAUUGACAUAUUAAGAGCUUUGUGUUUUAGUGUUUUUUUUUUAAACAAUAAUAAAAAUUAUUAUUAUUAUUAUUAUUAUUAUUAUUAUUAUUAUUACUUUGCAACUUUGUGUCAACUGAAGUUAAUAUCAAAUCUUGUAAGGAAGUAUUUGAAGAAAAGAGUUUUUUUUGUUCAGCAGACCAUUAUGAUGUGAUGGCCAACACUUUCAUGUUUUUUUUUUACACUUUUGGCAGAGUUCAUCAACACUGCUGGAAACAAUGGCUUAAGAAUCAGUAAUGUUGCUAGAUGCAAACUAACCAAGAAUAUGGCUUUGUGUGAUCAGGGUUCUCAAUAGAAGGCGGCACCCGGCGAUUGAUCGCCGCUUACUUUGGGAUUUAUAGCCGCUUACUUUGUGUUUAAGUCGCUUUUCUUUGCUUUGUUUUGACACCUCUGGCUUUGCUGAAGAGCCUCCUACUUUAUCAGUGAUCACCUCCUACUUAAAAAUCUAUUGAGAACCCUGUGUGAUAUUGACGUUACAGAGGUUUCUCAUUUACCAUCUUCAAACUUGGCAAGUUUGCUUAUUAUAAGGCACUUUUUCUACCAGUGUUUGGAUGUGCCCUAACUAGUCAAAUUUGAAAGUGGAAAUUAAUGGUGAAAGGGCCCAUUGAAUGCUGAUAUAAUAUCAAUGUAUGUAAAAUUGCCCUUAUUUAAACAUUUUGAACAGUUUCUGUGGCACUCAUGUAUUUCAAUCAUUUGCCAGAAAAUCCCAGGUCGAUCAUUAUCAGUUAUGUUUAAUUAUUACAGUAGUGAAAGAAUUCUUGCGUGCUCACACAGGUUAAACUCUUGUCAAAAACAACUCAUUAAACAAACCUGAUAUUUUUCUGGCAUAAUUUGCGGUAUUGCUGUUUGUUCCACACCAGUGAUCUUACAGCAUAAAGUGACACAGCACAUUUUUUGAACGUUUUGUUUUUAUUAUGUUAUUUCAAGCUCCAUUUACCGUGCUGUCAACUCUCCCGGAUUAUCCAGGAGACUCCAUAUUUUGGACCGUAUCUCCUGGUCUCCAGAUUAUGAAAUCUCCCAACUACUUUGUGUUGUUUAAGCUAUUUUUAUGUUAACAUCAAACAUUUCCUCAUAAACUCCGGUGUACCAUUGUAAUAUAAUAAUAAUCAGGUCAAAUGUUACAUGGCCUGCAUGGAGAGAAGUGAUGACCGGAAAAGUGACAUCUGCGUUUGUAGGCUAAAUGUUACAAUGCCAGCAACAUCGCUUUCACAUGUUUUAUGUUAUUGCAAAUUCGUGACGAUUGGAGUUAAGAAGUAUUUUUUACACAAAUGACAUCAUGUGCUGUGCAUUAUAACAUCAUCUAUCAUCCCCUCCUCAUCAAUUCUCAUUACUCGAAGACGUGAUAGGUUGACAGCCCUGCAUAAAUCUUCUUACUUGUGACUGGUUGUUCAAGCUGGCCAAAAUAUUGACUAAAGACAUAAAAAAAUCAACUUUAUGCAACAACAAAGGCACUACACAUAAUAAUUGACUCUACAUUGUGAUUCAAAGUUUUGUUGACACUGGUUUGAAAAUGUUCAUGAUAGUGUAUUGAACAUAAUUAUUGGGACAAAGAAAAACGAGUGUUAAAAUAGGUUAGAAAAAGUUGUUGUUCAAAUUUUUCUUAGUUUUCUUACUAAGUAUUUAUUUUUAUUUCCUCUAAAUUUGUCUGAGAGCUGUUACGUUGAUAUGAGACAAAGAAGCAUAACAAAAAUGGAUCAAAUGAUUAAUAAUUAUAUGAAACAUACAUGUAGCAUACACUGUGCUUAUAAACUGAGUCACAAGUUUAUGUUGUUGGUCAAUUUUUUCCUCAGUUUAAAUUCCAUUUCAUUUUGUUUUGGGGUAUGCAUGGAACUUUGCACCAACAUAUUGAACUUAAAACACAACUUGAGCCUAUUUCCUCUGGAUUGUUAUGAAAAGACCUAAGAAAUGGUGCAGCAGUUUUUAAUAAUAGUGAUGAUAAGAAAGUUCUUUUUGCAGAUGGCCUUUGUCACAUAAUGGGGGUUUCAAUAGUGCACUGCAUAAAAACUAAAAACUACAGUACUGAAAAUGAAAAAAAUAUUAAAAUAGAUGAAGUAAAAAAUGUCACACUAAGCGAACUUAUUGAGAUUUAAUUUUUCUUACUUCUGUGAAUGAGAGAAUGAAAUUAAACUGGAUUUUCCUGGGGGAGGGGGAGGGGGACGAUUAGGAGCAAGCCAAAUAUGGCUGUAGCAUAGAUACUGUCUGUAAAUCAUCAUGCAAAACAUCUUAGUAACUAAGACAAAUCAGAGGACACACAGGAAGCAGUAUAUGAGAUCAAAUGCUGUGACUGCCAGGCCACUUAUAUUGGUGAUACUGGCAGAAACCUUAAAGCAUGCAACUUACUGAACACAAACAACUGAAACAGAUGACAAGAAAUUGCAAUGUCAACAAUCACAUUGCUGAACACCAUUUACAGAUGAAACAUCAAAGCGAUUGAGAGUCAGCAACAUGUAUACAUGUAAGGUAUUCUACAGACCACUAUCAACGACCAGGGGGCACCCAAUGACGAUUUCCUCUAUAUGUUGAAAGCACUUUUUAGGGUAUCCAGACUAAGAGUAGUUUUAGAUUUCUAGAAAUACAUUUUAAGCAGCACUAUAAAAUUUGUAUCUGUUCGGUCAUCUUAGGAGACUUUGAGCCUUUUCGAAAUGUCAAGGGCUUCAGUGUUAUUUUCCCGAAAAUUUUAGAUGCAAUUUGUCGCUUUACGAAAGUGGGAAUUUUUCUGAUCCCUUUCUCAAGCACAUUUUGAAUCUGAAAAUUUUAGGUUUCCUUUUUUUGCUUUUUUUUUUUAACAGAAAAACAGCAUUACUAGGGGAGUGAAAUGUGAAAAAUUAAGCUUCAGAAAAUCGUAGGGAAUUUAUUAGAUAAGUUUCGAAAAUUAUACAUGAAUGGAACGGUCAUUUGGAAAUUUGUAGCUGUCCUCAAGCAACAGAAAAUUCUAGGCAAUAUUUGCUUCUCUGGACAGAUAUUUUACAGAAAAUAGUUGUUGGGUGCCCUGCACGACUCACAUUAGAAAACUGGUUUACUUUCCUAAGAACAAAUGCCACUGAAUGACGUCAACAAUUAUUAUAGGCACCGUAUGUUGUGGCAAAUUUUUCCCUUUGUUUUCGUUUUCACCAACACUUACGUGUUAUCAUGUAUUCUUUUCAUUUUUUGUCUCACUCUGGUAUUUUGUUAAUUAUGCUCCUUUCUUGCAUGCUGCACAAUGUAUGUAAAUUUAGUUGUAUAUUAUUUAGUUAAUGUUAUCGCGCCCGUUUCUAUGCAGAGUUUUUUUACAUGUCUAUUAGUGUUCGUGUCAGUCGUCUUUUUUUUCUCGGUUCCCCUAACCACCGACCUUGUUACAUCUUCAGCAUUUGGUAAGCAGCCUCGUUUUUAUUGUUUUCACGAAUUUCAUUUUGCAGUCGCAUUUAGGUAGUUUGUUUGUAAAACGUUUAUUAUUAUUUACAGUUAGUAAAACAUUUGCUGAGAGAUCGUGAUGAUGUUGUGUUUCCUUGAAUCGGCCCAUCCCUUUUCACUGUAUAAAUGACUUAUUGACAGACUCAAGCAAAACUAACUACGAGUGAAUGACUGGACAACGGACAAUUUGACUAACAAUAAACGACUGUUUAACUGUGACAAAAGACAGGCACCAAUGACAUUAUGAUUCUUUAUAGCCAAUAACAUCACGGUUUACAGGCAGUCACGACCAAUAACAUCAUAUCUUAGUUGACCAAUCAACCAAUUGAACCAAUCUAAUCGGGUCAAAAACCAGAGUUUAAUACCAUCAACUGCGUGACACAACUCACUUUGACUCUGGAGAUGACUACCGCACAGGUUGUCGAAACGUCAGUCACUGUCAACAACAACAGUCCUAUUCAGGACUACGUUCACCCAGAUGAUCAUAUUCAACCUACUUAUGAAAUGACUCCUGGUUUCCCGGGGUACUUUAGGAAUUUUGGGUGGGAGUGUGCCGCUGGGACCCUAGAACCCUUAACCUUUACCAGAGCUAGUUGAGCUGAAUUUUGCUACCCUAUACUAGAGUAAACUGCCCAAAUCCCCCCUAUCCUAGAGUAGCUGUUUCCCUGGUCUAGAUAAAAUCUUCAACCAACUGAUCAAUUUCCUGAAAAAUUAUACCCUAUUCUAGACCCAAACGCUCUGAUUUAUAUACCCUAUCCUAGAGUAAACUGCUUGAAAACCAUACCCUUCACAGUGGCACAUACCUAUAUAGCCCAUAUAUGGCAGUGCCCCCCGGCUGGUUUCAAACCUUUCACAGUUUUAGUACAGCAUAUUGGCACUUGUACAUGCGUGGUUAAUAUCCUGCAUGUCCACCCAACGGAGGAUCACUGGAAAAUCUAAAGUUGGAAGGGAAGGGGGUUGGUCGUAAAUGCCAAAAUUUUUGAGGAAAGUGUGAACCACCUACACUGAAAUUAAUUAAUUUUUGAGAGGUGUGGUGAGCUAAAACCAAACACCCUUUUCCCCUAGUAUUGACUUUCUAUUCAUUUUUGUCUUGCAGAUGUCACCACUGGAGGGCUUGCAUCUCAAACAACCAUUCUUCCUAUUACUUGGAUUACUUCUUUUCAGCAUCCGACUGGAGAACAACAUGGGUUGCACACAAUUCCACAGUAAUCCGUGCAACUGUUAAUGGCACUUCAGAGUCUUUUAAAAGAAUGAAUGGAUCAAUAGUACCUUUAAACAAAACACACAAUUUCUAUCGUGUUUAUGAUUUUUUUGAUUUUCGUCCUGGCCCUCCAGAUGCGUCCAAUUUUCAGCUUCCUGCGGGGCUGUAUUGUGCUGGUCUUAAGGGCUUGAACAAAACUGUCCCUCUAGUACCUGGAGUUUUCAGCUUGGACUUUGAAGCCAUUUGGAGUAGGGCUAACAACAGUGUGUCUAACUGGCAGGUAACUACUGGUACAUUACAAUAUUAUUAACAGUACAACUAACUGUAACAGAAAAAAUUGCAGUAGGAAUUUCCAUGCAUUCAGAUGAAAGUACAGUUAUUGGACAGGUCAGUAGCCAAGGCCAAGGCUGCUGUCACAAAGAUUUUAGGUUGCUGCAAGCAUGUAUGUAAUUAGUAGGCGGGUAAUUGAACAGCUGGGACAUUUUUGAGUUUUAUUGUCCUUUUGUUUCCCAUGAAAGUACCUGCAGUCAUGCUCUUAUUAGCAAGAGGAAAUCCCCAGCCUGCAGCCCUUAGUGAGAGCCCUGUUUGCUGUUUUAUCAUUAAUGUUUAAUUUGCUGAAUGCAAUGGGUGAACUGCUUAUUUGAAAAAUUUUUAUGGCUGAUGUUAAACAAGUGAACAGUUGGAGGGAAAUUUCAAAUAGCUGGCAGUUAACAGGUGAAUUACUUUAGAAUAAUUACUUUCAAUUGGGUGGAAGUGAACCGGCAAACAACUUGAGAAAAAAAUUGUUUCAAGUGGCUUGCGGUGAACUGCUUAUUAUAAGGCUUGAUCAGGGCUGCCAUUAAAAUAAGUUGCCAUUAAGUUGCCAGGUAAACGAUACAAGUAGCCAGGGAAUCAAACAGCUAGGGAUAUUAUUUGGAACUAUUUUAAUUUCUUCUAUUCUCCUACUAAAGUAGGCAGGAGUCACAUUCACACUAGCCGGGGAAAAUCCUGGCCCUUAAUGACAGCUUUCCGUGCUAGCAGAGGUCUCUCAUGACAAGACAAAAAUGAGGGGAAGGAUAGAGAGAGUUUCUCUCCUUCCUUUCAUUUUUGCCUCAUCAUGAGAGACCUCUGCUAGCAGGGAAAUGACAGCACUGCAUGACCUGCGUGAUACACAAACAGUUGUCAAGUGCCUCAUGUCAGUUGUAAAUUGUAUUAUUACUGAACAGCGCUAAGUAGUGUUCAAAGUCUAAUUCUCAACACAGAAAAUUUAAUUAUACGAAUGUAAAUUCCAUUAAUCAAUUAAUACUGCAAGGAGUUCUAAUGAAACAAAGCCUUAAGGCUUAUUAUCACAUGUGACAUGAUCGACUUUUGUUUCUUCUGCAGACGCAAAGAAAUUUGGGCAGGGAAUCUAACAGAUUGUCUUCCGUACUUUAUUUGACAGGAAAUUUAUGACUUAGAGAAAAAGCUUACUUUGCUUAAACAUUCAAAUUACCGGAACCCUAGUGGAGGCCCCGUGAUGUUGAUUCAUGACUUCAACACAGGCAUUGGUUAUAACAUCUCUAGUGGCCAUCUUGGUGCAGAUGUCUGCAGACCUUUCAACUUAACUCUUACAGAAUGGGAUGCAAGUGAAGAUGAAAAUCAUCACAUUCGCAUGAAGACGACACAUGAACUGUUCAAUACGCCAAAAACAAAUGGUUCAUCUGCAUUAGUGUACAAAGGAACUGCUUCAGUUCGUGGCAUAAGUGCUGAUAUCUGGGUUGGUAAGGGAGUGAGGAAGAGCAGAAGACAAAAUAGAACUAUUGAGGUACUACAGGGCUUUGAAGUACAAUAAAAUACACUUUAUUUGAGCGUCAAUGUAUUAAGCACUAAAACACUAAUUGAGGAGACUGUUUUCACAUCUCCUGCUGGAAAUAGGACUGCCAUUUUAUGUGGUCAGCUCUCUCCUCCGCAUAGGCUCCCGCUGGGUAUCCUUAUAAAAAUAGCAAUAAUCGAAAAUAGUAAGAGCGCGGGGGACAAUGGGAAGAAGGAAAAGGCAGGAGCUCUCUUUUUCUCUCUCCCCGGUCUCCCCACAACACAAAGAGACCCCUGCGGAGGAGACAGCACGGUCAUCCUUGGAAGCCAUGCAGAGUUGUAGCUGUUUACAUGGCAACUUAGGUGAUACCUUAAUUUCUGAGUCAAUCCCUGAGCAUUAGUUGGACCUUGGGAACCGAACCCAUGAUCUCCCACCCUGCAGUAAAGCACUCUAGCUACCAACUGAGCCACACCUGCUUUAAUUGUGUACUUACUGUAAUUGUAGCUUUUCAUUAGUGGAGCUCUCGUGCACGCAAAGAGUGUGCAGCAGAGCAUCAUGGGUAAGAAAAUUUGAUUAUCUAUGCAUCCAAGAAAUUUUGGUAAUCAUGUGACUGUCCGCGUGCCUGUCCGCAUCAUAGGCAUACCAUUUUAAAUAACUCAAUCAACAGGUAAUGCAACUAAGUUAGGGGUUUUUUGGCCAUACAGACUUUUUAGAAACAAAAACAACAACAAAGUCAAGUCCGACUAAAAACUCUAUACAGAAAUGGACAACAGAGAAACAGCCAAAGCGUUAGAUUAAAAAACAAAUGAGACUAGCGGCCAGCAAGGUGAAAAUGAGCAGCAGUAAACAAAAAGCGAAUAGGAACACAAGCAACAAAACUUUUGGUGAGCACAUGUAUACGACAUUUUCUACAUAAGAUGUAUAACUAUGAAGUUUCACGAUGUAGCCGUACAAAACAACGUCAAAGAAAUGUACAAGAAAGUGUGCUGCACAGUCAUGCAAAGUUGUUUUUUUGAUCAAUUAGACGUAUUGAUUUUUUUGCCAAUCUCAUUGCCGUUACCGGUUAACAUUACACAAUUUUAUUUUUUUUUGUUUGAGUUAUAUAAAUUAAUUAAGAGUACAUUAUCGAGAGCUUUGCUUUUAGCCCUAGCUAAAUCUUUAUAUUGUGUUUUCCUGACAGUCUGUUAUGGAGGUCUACUUCUCAAAACCAAACUGGCGUUUCCUUUCUGGAACACAAAACAACCAGCAUCAAGUUCCUGUAAGGUUUGAUUGGUACUUUCCAAGGGGUCAUAGUGAGAUAAAUGUCUUCAACUUUGAUGCUGAGGCUGCUGCCCUGACCCAGUUUGAUAUCAAGCCCUGCUUCACUUUUGAACAGCAACGCCUUGUUCACUUCAGUUUAGCUGGUAAAGAUUUAAAAUUUGGAAGUUUUGUUGUAGAAGAUAAAUAUGCUUGUCUUUUUGCUUUUAGGUGCAUUCACACUUGUUUACCGCAAUAUUGGGGCUUGAUGCAUAGUAGAGUGCCACGUCUUAUUUACAAGUAGUGUAAGGCUACUUAAAACAGUGAUUGCAUGCAAGCAAGCCGUAUACUUUAUAUCAUUGUGCAAGAUACAUGUACUAAUUAAUACCCCUGCCCCAUAGGUCAUCCAAUAAUGUUGAAAAUUUUUAAAAGUGCCUAUUGACACCCUGUGUAAUUCACACAUUGAUGUCAUUGCAACCCCUUUCACGGUGCUUUGACUGGAAGCCAUGUGUAUUAUAAUACUCCCUUACAUUUAAUUCUUUAACCAUGACCAGCAUAUCUUGCCUGCGUGCAGACGUCGCCUAUUUCCUUUGUUGCAUGCGGAAAAGGGACGUCCGCAUGCAACAAAGGAAAUAGGAGACGACUGCACGCAGGCAACAGCAUCUCAUAUCUUCCUUAUAGCAUAAUGAUCAAGAAUAUUUAAGUACAUUUAUUAUGUAACCUCUUGACUUUAACCCUUCCCAAUAUCCCAGAAAGUUCCCUUGGUGAAGAAAAUUGUUUUGAAAGGUCCAAGCGCUUUCCCUUUAGGAUCACUUUAUCUAUUCUAAUAACUUUUCCUCUUGAGUAUGUAUUGAUUUCGUUAAGAGAAAAUAGAUGUUGGUCACUCACUCAUGGGGGUUGUUUAAGCAAAUUCUCCUCAUCAGUACUAUUAGAAAUGUUUAGAGGAUGGUAUUUAGAAUACAUUAUACAUUAUACAGUCAAACCUCUUUAAUACGGACACCAAAGGGACAGUACCAACUGUCUGCUUUACGGAGGUAUCCGUAUUAUAGAGGUAGGGAAUGUAUGAUUUUUGGCAUUUUUCUGGGACCAAACGAACUGUUUGUAAUAGGGAGGUACAGUAUCUGUACGGAGAGGUUAGACUGUAUGUACACUUUAUUGAGCAUCCCUAAAAAGGGCCUUUCAGCAUCAAUAUUUAAAAUAAAUUGAAUAAAUUAAAUGGAUGAAUAACUUAUUUAUUUAUUUAAUUAACUUGAAAAACCGUGUACAACGUUAACUAAAUAGUAACUUUGUACAAAAUUCAACAUCUAACCUGGUUCAUGUUACAAAUCAGUUCAUUAACCCUUUAAGCCCCAAUAUCCACAAACAAAUUCUCCAAACUGAUCUCUAUACAUUUCCUUACAGAAUCAGCUGGGAGAAAUUGAUAAAAGAUCAGAGAUUUUUCUCUUUAUGAUCAUUUGAUUAAAUCUCAUAGAUGUUGCACUUGACAAUCUAUGGAUAUUGUUAGGAGAAAAUUGAUGUUGGUCACUAUUGGGACUUAAAGGGUUAAAUAAGAUGUCGCUUAAAAACUUUAGUAUUUAUGAUUUCCUUUAAGCCUUUACUUAAAUUGUUCCAUAUUUUCACACCACGGUAAUAAAAAGCACGUUGGCCAGCAUUAAUUCUACAAGAUGGAAUAUUGAGACUAUCUCUAUACCUUGUCUGUCUAUCAUGGACAAUGGCUCGCGUUGAAAAUUUAUCUGAUAAGUAGCAAGGUGACAGACCUUUGAGACAUUCAUGCAUCAUAAUUGCGUCAUUGACCACAAGAAUGAGGUUGUUGUUAUCAUUGCUUAAAAGGUAAAAACAACAUUGCAAUCAGUAAAGCUACAUUGUAUUUCGCUGAUGUAGUUAUGAUCAAAUUAUAUUAUCAGGAAACUAUGACAAGUACAGCGGUUCAAACAAGUUCAAACUUGAUGUGACCAAGGCCAUUAGUGCUGCAGCCAAUGUCUCAAUCAUCAGGGUGAAUGGAAUCCGGGUAAGGACUACUUUAUGACAGAUCAGCAUCACAUCUAUUUUGUUAAUAUUAAUGUGAACAUGAAAGGUCAAACAUGAUCAUUGUUGCUCACUGAGAAUAAAUUAUCACUGUGAAAAAGCUCUUCUGUUCCUGGUUCAUAUAAAAAAUGUGGACUUGGAUGCGCUUGUGGCAAAUAAUGGAUUUGAUCUUAAAUAAAGGCUGCAUUUGAUCUGAAAUGAGGGCUUGCUUAUCCUUUGGGGUGCUUCUAAGUGGAGAGAAUGUUGUCUAACCUUAUCUGUUUAUUGUUAUUAUUAUUACUAUUAUUUAGGUGUUGGAAGGAAGAAAAGAUAAAAAAGCAGACAUUGAUGUAGCAUUUAUAUUGCUAGACAAGCCCAAUGCAAUUGGAGCUGAUGUAGUGGUCUAUUCUGAGAAAGGACUUCUAGAGGCUUUGGAUGCUUUGAAGAAUUCCGUAGCGUCUGGGAACUUCAAAGUGGCAACAAUGAAUGGUUAGUGAAUAUUGAACAAACAGCCAAGAGGAGCCUCUUUUAGAGGAGAGUUUAGUUUUAACAGACAACUUACUCUUCUUUCGGUCUUCUUGAUAAAUCUCUGUUGAAUUAAGUGGCCACGUAAAAUGAUCAUUCCUGUUAGCAGCAUGCUCCAGUUAAGUAACAUUUUUACUGCUUCAUCAGGGUGUUCGCCCUCAAGAGCUUCGCUGAUUUUUAUUGAAAUCCAUUCAGCUGGUUCACUAACCUAGAGCAAACGCCACUGAAUCGCAGUCAACAAUUACCAGCACCGUACAAACGACUUAGUGACGGACUCAAGCAAAACUGAGCACGGGAGAAUGACUGGACAAUCCAUAAUUUGACUAACAAUAAACGAUUGUUAAACUGUGACGAAACACGGAUCGAGACGCACCAAUGGCAUUUACCGUCUUCAUAGCCAAUAACAUCACGGCUUAACUGACAGACGACCAAUAACAACAGAACUUAAUUGACCAAUCAAGUCAAUAACCAGAGUUAAAUUCGAUCAACUGACGUGAUACAACUCACUCUGACUCUGAAAAUGACUACUGCACAGGUUGUUGAAACGUCACUGAUCACUGUCAGCAACAACAGUCCUAUCCAGGACUACUCUCACCUCUAUCAUCAUGCUCAACCUACUUAUGAUAAUAGUAAUGAUAAUGGUGUGUUAUGAUGGUGAUUAAACUGAUAAUUUACCUAUCUUGUCCAGUGUAUUGCGUGCUCGCUAGUCUUGAGUUACAAGUCACAAGCUUGAUUGUUAUUAUAAACUGACAGUUCUUUGUUCUCAACAGAAACACUACCUGCUUACAAGGAUUCCUUCUUUGUUGGUUUUGCUCCCAGUCCCCCGUCGCCCGCUCCUGUCACACCCUCUGGUAAACCAAGUCCAGGAAAAGAAAGCAAUAAGAAUUCUGGUGUAUCGAAAGGUGCGACAGCAGGGAUUGCGAUUGUUAUGUUAGUGGUGGGCAUUGCAGGAGGCUUGGUCAUCGCACACUUUAUUAUGAAACGCCGAGGAAGCGGUUUGUUCGCAUAUCAAAGGCAUGAGUAGGAGGACACGGAAUGCACAAAAAAUCAUAAACUCAUACAGCUCCUAAAUACAUAUAGCAUUAGUCGUAGUGUUUGUGUUAUUCCAAUGUUAGUCGUAGGGCUAGGACUGUUUUCAUUGGAGUGUCAUUAAUUAAAUUAAAACCAAUCUUAUUAGUGUAGUAACAUAAACAAGUUAAAAAAUCAGAACCCAAUGUUAAGACAUGAGGCCGACUCCAAGCGGUAGAAACCGCCUUGGGGCCGGCAAUAACAGGAGGAAGCUACUAGAAACGCUAGUUCAGUUUCUAUCCUCUCUCGUUAUUUUUGCACGUGGACAAUGCAUUUGGCGAGUAGCUUGCCAAUUAUUUAUCGACAUUUAAAAUGUAUCUCGUCAGGUAUUUAAUCAAUCAUUGCCAUUGCCAACCAGCACAUAGAGACCCUAUUUAACAUGAUAUAAGUAACUCUCUAAAGCGCACAAACUUGGUUUGAACUGUUGGCGGUUCCUGAGAUGAUGUCAGCCAGAGGUUU
This is a messenger RNA of Porites lobata, 12566 nucleotides long. NCBI's taxonomy places the organism in Eukaryota, Metazoa, Cnidaria, Anthozoa, Scleractinia, Poritidae. The record is from the annotation of a GenBank genome assembly.